UAUAUGUACUACUUUGUGAAUGAAUAUACAGUGCGUGUGAUUGUUCCACUGCAUGGUAUCAGAUACCUCGUUCUCUUUCCGAUCCAAACCUCUCGCUUCCGCCUCCCUCCCAAGGAUCUCUCUGAUCUGACCUCCGGUGGCUCCUCUGGCUCCAACCCGUUCGCCGCUUCGGCCAGCAAUCCGUUCGCCGCUCCGGCUAGCCUCCUCUCUGUUCCCCUCUCCACCAUCCUCACUCUCAACAUCCAUGGCCAAAUCCCCGUCACCCUCACCCUCACCCCUCCCAACUUCAAACUCUGGUGCUCCUUCUUCCACUCUCUCUUCAUGUCAUACGGCAUCUAUGACCACGUCGACGGCAGCGUCGACGCCAAGCACCGCCGCCACGACAUCGCCUGGACUCAGGUGGACUGGUGCAUCGUCCGCUGGUUGUACACCAUGCUUUCCGCGGAGCUCCAAGGUAUGGUUCCGCAGGACCAACCCUCUGCCUUCACCCUGUGGACGGCCAUCUGCAGCUUGUUCCUGGACAACCGCACUCAGCGCGGCCUGAUCGCCCUCGAGGAGUUCCACUCUCUUCGUCAGGAGCACCUCUCCGUCAUGGACUACUUCACCCGCCUGCAGACCCUCGCCGGCACCCUCCGCGACUGUGACAUGGCCGUCACGGACCGCGGCCUCGUCUCCAACAUGCUGCGCGGCCUCUCCAACAUGUUCAGUCACGCCAUCGGCACCAUGACGUACGACGAGACCAAGCUUCCGACGUUUCUCCAGGCGCGCUCCUAUCUGCUCCAGGAGGAGCGGCGCAUCGAUCGCGCGGUGGCCCAUGAGCCCGCCACCGCGCUCCACGUCGCGGCUCACGCCGCCGCCACGCCCGCGCCCACCCCGGCGCCCGCCCCGCCCGCUCCUCCGACAAACCCGGGCUCCUUCAACAACAACAACGGCCAGCGAGGCCGCAAGGGCCGCAAGGGCGGCAAUGGCGGCACCGGUGGCUCCGGCCCUCCUGCCGGCCACGGCAGGGCUAGCGGCCACGCCCCCGCCCUCCCACCUAGCGCGCCCAUGCGCCACCCUGCUCCCUUGUUCCCGGGGUUCAACCCCUGGACCGGCACCUUCCAGGCCUGGCCCGUGAUGCCGCGACCCUCUGGCGCCGGCGUGCUCGGCCCUCGCCCCUCCGCUCAUGGGCUCCUCGCGGCCACGGGCGCUGGACCCACGCCCACUCCUCCCGCUGCCACUUGGGACAUGUCCUCGCUCCAGCACGCCCUCCUCUCCAUGCCGCAACCCUACUCCGGCGGUGGUGACUGGUUCUUCGACACCGGCGCCACCUCUCACAUGGCCGCCGACCCUGGAUCUCACUUCCGGGACGGUGCUCUUCCGAUGUAACAGCUCCGGCGACCUGUAUCCUCUUCGCCCCACUGCCGACGAUCACCAGCACCACUCCGCCUUGCUCGCCGCCGUCUCCACCGACCUGUGGCACCAGCGACUUGGGCAUCCUGGCCGCGCCGCGUUAUCCGCAAUCACAUCUUCUUUUGAUUUUCAGUGUAAUAAAACGCAGGUUCAUACCUGCCAUGCAUGUCAGAUUGGCAAAACUGUUCGGCAGCCAUACUCUGCUUCUUCUUCCAUUGCUACUGCUCCAUUUCAUUUGUUACACUGUGAUGUAUGGACUUCUCCCAUCGUUAGCAACUCUGGCUUUGCUUAUUUUCUUGUCCUUCUA
Molecule: messenger RNA, 1699 nt
Organism: Triticum aestivum (bread wheat)
Lineage: Eukaryota; Viridiplantae; Streptophyta; Magnoliopsida; Poales; Poaceae
Exons: 2
Coding region: 4-1368 (454 amino acids)
Source: RefSeq, a predicted model, not a curated record